This is a messenger RNA of Staurois parvus, 343 nucleotides long. Lineage: Eukaryota; Metazoa; Chordata; Amphibia; Anura; Ranidae. The record is from the annotation of a GenBank genome assembly.
UCAUGCUGCUGCCAGGUCCAGAGUCUCUCAUGGGUCCCUGUACGGCCUCCCAUUGCUGCUGUCUCCAUCGCCACACUCUGCCAUGUGCCACUUUCAGGUCUCCUCACACACUGCUGGGUAAUUUUUUGACAUAGGGUGCUGGCAGAUUACGGGCCUCCCAUAGCUGCUGCCAGGCCCCUAAUCUGCCAUGGGCCCCUAUAUACCGCCUCCUCAUGCUGCUGCCAGGUCCAGAGUCUCUCAUGGGUCCCUGUACGGCCUCCCAUUGCUGCUGUCUCCAUCGCCACACUCUGCCAUGUGCCACUUUCAGGUCUCCUCACACUGCUGGUGUGUUGAAUUUUUUGAC